This is a messenger RNA of Fusarium venenatum, 1404 nucleotides long. RefSeq lists its product as uncharacterized. NCBI's taxonomy places the organism in Eukaryota, Fungi, Ascomycota, Sordariomycetes, Hypocreales, Nectriaceae. The record is from RefSeq and is a predicted model, not a curated record.
AUGGCUCUCGAAGACAGAUUCACGAGACUCUCCCUUCACCAGAGGGGAAAAGACAUGGUUUCAGGCCCAGACAGGCCUAAUGACCCAACCGGCAAACCCUACGAACUCGCCUACAAGGCCGUAGAUGCUCCUAUCAUCCCCAAUUCCACCAUCUUCAAUUUCGAAAACAUGCCAAAUGGCAAUUCAGCAACAAACCCAAAAACUCCAAACUUGGCUCUCCCGAACGAAGCUGAAUGCGCUACACAUCUCGAAUUUUUGGAAACACUCUUCGUCUUGCGACAAAACAUCCUUGUAUCGAAAGAUCUGGAUGAGGUUAUGCAGACGGAACCUCGGAGGGAGGAAAAGACAGGUGCGCAAGGCGUUACGAAGACUUUCAAGGACGAAAACCUUUGGGAGCGAAGACAAAUCAAGUGGCCUCUGUAUGUGGAAUUUGCAACCAUUCGUUUUCUUGCAUGGCGACAAGAGUUCAACAAGUCCACGGUUACAGAAAUUACAAGACAUAACCUCCCACCUUUAGAUAUCCUCAUGGUCUGGCACUCCUUCCUCUUGAACCCAAAACUCUUCUACAAGACCUGUUCAGAAGAGCCUCUUUUCUCUAUCAAAUUUCCCUGGAAGCAUGUCCACGAGGCCAUCGAUAACAACGAAUGGAGAUUCACACUCAACCCAAUAGCAGCUAGUCGUUACGGAAGUAGUCAUGGGUUCGUGCCAGACCUGUACAAUGAUAUGGUAUCUUGGAAAACACUCUCUAAUGCCACACGACAAGGGGUGCCUAGAAUGAGGAUAAAGCGCUUGUUGUAUCCUCCAAAGGUAUACGAAAGCCCUUGCAAGGAGUACGCAGAUCUUUUUGAGACUUUCGGCUCAACUCUCGCAGAGCAACUGCGCGAUGCUGUUCUUCGACAGGCUUCGUUUGUUGACAAGAUGAACUCCUACAUGUGGAUUCGAAGCCCUGCACUCGAUGGAACCAUUCGUCGCGGCAUCAGUCGCUAUCUCAACUUUUGUAAACUCAUCAAGAUGUCAAAAAACACUGUUGUGCCGACGCUGGACAUAGAUCUUGUUUGGCACACGCACCAAUGCACAGCGAAAUACUAUGGCCAGGCGACGAAGGUUCUGGCAGGCAAAUUUGUCAAUCACGAUGAUACUAUCGAGAAGCCCCAGCUAGGAGACGGCUUUGCAGAAACGAGGAGUCUGUAUCGUGUGCAUUUUGGACAGGAGUAUCGUGCUUGUGGAUGCUGGGACUGUCAGGCCUUGUUAACGGAGCUUGAAGGAGUUUUGGAAAGGGGUGAAGAGCCUGACAUAGAUGUCAUUGUGGCGAGGGUGAAGGAGGAUGUCUUUUUUCAUCGUGCUGUGGAGUGGUCAAGAAGGCAUAGGGUGACCUUGCCAAUGCGGAGGAUUGAAGCAUCAUAG